Fusarium mangiferae is the source of this 3642-nucleotide messenger RNA. RefSeq lists its product as uncharacterized. The record is from RefSeq and is a predicted model, not a curated record. Gene Ontology annotation, biological process: phosphorylation; phosphorelay signal transduction system. The transcript is spliced from 3 exons. Gene Ontology annotation, molecular function: phosphorelay sensor kinase activity. Lineage: Eukaryota; Fungi; Ascomycota; Sordariomycetes; Hypocreales; Nectriaceae. Bases 1 to 3642 code for a protein of 1213 amino acids.
AUGAAUGCAACCCCUCACAAGGAUGUAUCUGAAUCUGUUCGGGAGAGGGAGACCUUCAGGUACUGGCUUCCAUUCCAGCUUGCUCACGUCGUGCAAGACUUCCUGCGACCAGCCCAAGGGACCGAUCGCCUGUCGUCUAUCAGCACCAUCUUGACGGCCCUCACUCAGCUUGGCAUAUACCACGUCGGCGCAGAGCGCGCCUUUGUUUCUCUCUUCGAUUCCGAGUAUCAGUACUUUAUCGCUGAAGCGACUUCUGGCACCUAUCUACGUCCUUCGGUACCCAACCACGAAUACAACGAGGCAUUUCGACUUUGCGGAACGGCUGCUCGUCGAGGCGACGAUGCAUGCGAUUAUACUAUCUUGAACAAGUCGGCCAACGACCCUAACUAUCAGGAUAAUGGGGAGCUCCCUGUCACCGUUGUACCAAACUUGGUAGGCGACGACAGAUUCGCAGCCCGAGCUAUUCCAAUGUUAGGACCUUCCCAUGCCACUUUCUACGCCGCUAUCCCGAUCCGCACCAAACGAGGCAUAAAUAUCGGCGUGUACCAUGUCGUCAAUACGACUACACGAGAGUGGACCCAUGUCAACAGUGAUCGAUUGCGCGACAUUUCUCGUGCCAUCUCCGACCAUCUCGAGACCGAAAGCCUAAAGGCUGUCAACAGGAGGAACGCCCGAAUGAGCAGAGGCAUAGGAUCCUUUAUCGAGGGUGGUUCGACACUCACCGGCUGGCGUCAGGGAUCAAACCCCACCGCCUUUGAGGAUCUUGUUACAUCGGCUGAAGGGAACCUCAAUUCAAACCAACAGACUUUGGAGAGCGACAUGGAGAGUGUCACGUCUGAUGGUCCUCAAUUGGAAGACGAUGAACGGCCAAGACAAGCCCGUCAUACUCAUACUAGAGCCCCGAUAACUCCAGCUGAACGCACAAAGGACAUUAUGUCGGAGAACCGAAGCCUAGCCAACGUCUUUUCAAGGGCUGCCAAUAUCAUCAGAGAGUCUGUCGAGGUCGAGGGCUGCAUUUUUCUUGACGCCACCAUGGCGAGCUAUCGGGUACACAGGGCUAGAACUGCUGGAGGCAAGCCCGGGUCUGUAGGGCAAUCCUCCUCAACAAGUAGCGAUGAUAGUGUUCAUCCCCGAGAGGACGGCAAAAAAGACCACAUUUGCGAAAUUAAGGGCUAUUCUACUUCUAGAACCUCUAGCAUCGACCAUGCUCAAAGUCCCGUGAGCUCGGUAGCGCUGAGCGAAAGGUUCAUGAAGAAAAUGCUGGCCCAAUAUCCUCGAGGCAAGGUCUUCUUGUUCAAUGUCGAUGGAGAGCUUCAAACGUCCGACUCAUCGUCGGAUGAUCCGUCCUCCGGGAUGCGACGGGCAGAAAGUGGCCCAGAAAGCCCGUCGUCCUCGCCAGACAGACAACUGCAACGGAAGCCUUUGUCGCGCCUACGCGAAGGUCGAAUCAUCUCGGCUGCAUUUCCAGGCGCCCGCAGCGUAGCAUUCUUUCCUGUCUGGGACCCCACGAAAGAACGAUGGUGUGCCAGCGGGCUGGUUUACACCAACGCUCCUACGCGCACUUUCACCGUCGAGGGGGAACUAAGCUACCUGCGCGGCUUUGGAACUCUUGCUGCAGUUGAGAUUGCGCGGCUUGAAGCGCUGCAGUCUGCAAAGAUCAAAGCAGAUGCCCUUGGAUCACUCUCUCACGAAUUACGGUCUCCUCUGCACGGCGUGCUGCUGAGCACGGAGCUCAUGGCCGAUACCAAGCUCGACGUCUUUCAGACCAACAUCGCUCACACCAUUGAGACGUGCUCGCGAACGUUACUCGAUACGAUAGAUCAUCUUCUUGAUUAUUCCAGAGUCAAUAAUUUCUCAGAUUCAAACGACAAAGUUACGGGUGGUCAGCCAACGAGCCAUUUCAAUAUUCCCGGCUCAGAGCAUCUGGGCAAAAAGGUUCUUGUGAGCGAUUAUUUAGUCGACGAUCUGGUAGAAGAUGUGGUUGAGAGUGUCUUUGCUGGGUUCAAUUUCCAACACAAAUCCAUCAGUCAGCAUGUUUCUCAUCAACAGCAACUGCCGCCCCGAGGCAGCACCUCACACCAUGCAGACAAUGCGGCCAAUACGGCGUCAGACUAUCUUGAAGCUAUGGACCAGCUCAGCUCUGGAGCCACUCGGCCAACUGGGACGACUUUUAGUUUUGGAAAGAUCACCGUUAUCCUCUCCCUCGACUCGGGGUGUGACUGGCUAUUCCGUUUCCAUGUGGGAGCUAUCCGUCGCAUUGUCAUGAACAUUGUUGGCAACGCGUUGAAGUAUACACCUGAGGGGACUAUCACCAUCUCGCUCACUCAGCAGGUCUCUACUGUCAGGCGUCGCAGGCCGGAACAGGUUGUUUGUUUCAUGGUCAAAGAUACAGGCAAAGGUAUUGGCCAAGACUAUCUCCAGAGGCGAAUUUUCAAGCCCUUCAGUCAAGAGAAUGAUCUGUCCCCAGGGACCGGCAUUGGGCUGAGCCUUGUCAAACAAAUUGUCAAGCAAUUCCGAGGCCAGAUAGCGAUUGAAAGCCAAGUUGGUGUCGGUACAACAGUUACUGUUCUGCUUCCCCUCGAGAGACCCAAAUCGCCCAGAGUUCCAUCUGAUUUCUCGGGGGCUCAAACCAGGUUCAAGGAUCAAGUCCAGGAUCUGGCAGGACUUUGUGUGCGAAUCGUAUCUAGCCCCAAUCACAGCUCUGCCCUGCGAGAUACUUUGGAUCAUACCUGCAGAGAAUGGCUGAAGCUUGAGCUUAUAGCGGAAGAUGACAACUCGAGGAACCCAGAUCUCAUACUCUGGACCCAGGAUGCUUUGCCGGCUAUAACACAGUACACGGAUUCCCUUGCUCUGAUUCCAAAUGUGGUUAUAUGCCAGGAUGCCCUCGCCGCCUACGAAAGAAUGAUGGAUUCGCAUGCGGCCGGCUGGAAAGGUGUUUUCGAGUUUGUAUCGCAGCCGCUCGGUCCAAGAAAACUUGCAAAGACCUUGUCACUCGCCUACAGUCGUUGGACAUCGGAUGAGGAGCCUCACGCCACUCCGCCCGUCCCCGGCAGUAGCACGCCAAUGAUGACUCAGCGCCCGGCGCCCGGUCGAAAUGCGAGCUAUUCGUUUCCUCGACAAGCAAACCCGGACGACACCAGUCGUGCAGUACCAAUCCCAGAGCCUCUUAGCGGUACGGUUGCAAAUGAAGGCGCUGCUAGUAGUACGGCCGUGGAAGCGUCGACAGAACAAGAGCCGAUCGCUCCUGAUGACACCCCGAAAAUACUGUUAGUCGAAGAUAAUCACAUAAACCUGAAGAUCCUCGCCGCAUACCUGAAAAAACUCAAGAUCAGAUACGAAAAAGCCAUCAAUGGAAAGGAGGCAGUGGAGAAAUACACACAGUCACCAGGAGACUUUGACUGUAUUCUGUCAGACAUCUCAAUGCCAGUAAUGAACGGGUUUGAGGCGGCGAGAUUAAUCAGGGCUUUUGAGAGCCGUCAGGGAAUUAAAGAGGGUGUUUUGAUGUUUGCAAUAUCUGGCCUAGCUACAGAAGAGGCACAAAAAGAGGCACGCGGAAGUGGAUUUAAUAUGUUUCUUUCGAAACCAGUGAAGCUCCACGUGUUAGGGGAGAUACUUAAAGCUAAAGGUAUUUUAAAACUCUAG